Molecule: messenger RNA, 2060 nt
Organism: Dissoconium aciculare CBS 342.82
Lineage: Eukaryota; Fungi; Ascomycota; Dothideomycetes; Mycosphaerellales; Dissoconiaceae
Exons: 2
Coding region: 346-1674 (442 amino acids)
Molecular function (GO): DNA binding
Source: RefSeq, a predicted model, not a curated record
CAUACACGCUUACGCACACGCACACUUCGCUCGGUCGUGUCUGUCCAUCUGUCUACCGUUCACCUUCGUCCUGCCUGAUAGAGUGGCCUCUUCCCUCUUCAAAAUUUCCCUCUUCUUUUCUGUGCUGUGAAAGACCCUUUUCAGCCUUUUGUCUACUGCAACCCGAACCGAGUCACAUUACCGUCGGUCGUCAUAUAAGAUCCUGACCUUGAACCACAUGGUCCUGCAGUCUUCUGUGCAGUCACUGAACCUAAGAAAAACCAAUAGGCCGGCGUGGAUUCCAUCGCCUCGGAAGACUUCACCUAUUAAUAUCCAAGCUUCGCAUGCGAAGCUCAUUCAAACAACAUGCAGACCUAUAACGGCCAUGUACGAACGCCGACCGACGCAAUAAUAUUGUUCGAAGCAUGUCGUAUCGGUCUACUUCCGCGAGUGCAGCGAAGAUUAUCCGAGAAGGAACGCCAGAGCAUCAAAUCAGGAUCAGUAUUCGUCUGGGAUGAACGCGAAGCGGGCAUGCGUCGUUGGACUGAUGGAAAGUCAUGGAGUGCCAGUCGGGUUUCAGGCAGCUUCCUCACCUACCGUGAGAUGGAGGGCAAACGUGGCGGCAGCGGCUUCGACAAGACAGCCAAUCGUGAUGGCAUGAGCAAUCCAGACGGUGAUUCCGAUGGUGGACCAGAUGGCUAUCGCUACAAGCCCGAUGGUCUCAUGAAGCAGUCAUUCUCCAUCACGACCAACAGCAACCAGCAUCUUCAUCUUAUCAGCUACUUCUCACGAUCAUCGACGAAUUCUCCCAAUCUUAUCCAACCUUCGAACGACCCACAACUACGACACAUACGACCAGAGAAGGGCAUGUAUCCCGAAUCUACUGUUCACGAGCAGAGUGCCAUCCCAGCGGUGACCCGGGGUCCGAUGCACUCUCCAGGGUAUGCUCAGCCACCUCACCAACAACCACCAUAUACACGCGGCCCUCCAGCACAGUACUACCCUCCACAAUGGGCUCCUCCGAGCCCCAUGCAUACUCCUCCGCCGCACCACACACAUCACCAAUCACCUCACCAACACCAACCAUAUUACCAACAGCCACCAUAUGUCUCGGGUCAACCGUCGCAUCAUCAGCAUCCUGCUCACAGCUAUGGAUCCCCGUCACACCCGCACCCUUAUGAUCGACCACCACCGCCGAGUUCCCACGGCCCUGCUCCACACAGCCACCAUUAUCCACCUGGUCCACCUGGUCCACCACCACCUUCAAGCGGGCAUGCGCACAACUACCCGCCCCCUUCAUCCAGCUACUACAGCGGCUACGCAUCUCACCGACAAACAUCGCCUCAUCAUAGCCGCCCCUACAGUUACGACAAGCGAAAUUCUCCCGAGCGAGCACGCCACGAAGCUCCCGAGAAGAGGAGCGACUCGCACCAGGAAACGAAGCGGCCUCCACCUCCGCCUGCACCUGUGCAUCGUGCCGAACCUCCUGCUUCUACAGCUCAAACCAUUCCGAGCAUUUCCGCGAUGCUCAACAAUAGCGAGGAUAGCCGACCGCCCAUGCGUCCGAGCAGCCGAAGCCCUGGAGGCACCCUUCGCAAACUCCAGGACAUUCCUAGCCACAAACUCGGAUUCGAGGUCAACCGCGAUGUUCACACGUUACGAACACUUGACAAGACGACCUUCAAGGGCUACUAAACUUGAUUUCACUUUCUUCUCCUUCCUGCGUCCUCUUCAUUGAAGGGACCUCGAAUUGUCACCGGCGUUUCGUUCUGGAAGAUAGAUGAGGGUUCCAUUAUAUUUGCAGUCUUGGGAUGUUCGGAUUUUUACCAGCGAGGUGUUGGUCUUUCAUUAUGCGGUUUUAAGUCGCUGCUGGCCUCCGGGCAUUUGCUCUGGCUCAUCAUGGGCGAGCCUUCCAUUGCUGGUUCUCCAAUUUUCAAUGCGGGAGGGAAUGAUACCACAUUGCUUUUGUUCGAUCUUCGCUACUACUUGCAUUUGGUUGAUAGACUAGGCUGCUAGUCAUGCGGCCUGAAGAAGUUCGAUAUCUUGAUAACGACGCACAAUUUUUGGCCUCGCGUUCAUUC